Messenger RNA from Cyprinodon variegatus (sheepshead minnow), 1909 nucleotides. RefSeq names its product ATP-binding cassette sub-family G member 2-like (gene abcg2b). The coding region runs from base 1 to 1854 and encodes 617 amino acids. Lineage: Eukaryota; Metazoa; Chordata; Actinopteri; Cyprinodontiformes; Cyprinodontidae. Gene Ontology annotation, molecular function: ATP binding; ABC-type transporter activity; ATP hydrolysis activity. The record is from RefSeq and is a predicted model, not a curated record. Gene Ontology annotation, cellular component: plasma membrane. The transcript has 15 exons.
AUGGCCAAGGUCAAGAAGGCAGAUUCUGAUGUUGAGGACUACUUCCAGGAACCUGGGCCAGUUGUCACUUUUACCAGGCUGCAUUACUCUGUUCAAGAAAAGAAGUUCUGCCGCAAAAUAGGUCCUGAAAAACAUAUUCUUAAAGAUGUAAGUGGCAUAAUGAGACCAGGAAUGAAUGCCAUCAUGGGGGCCACAGGCAGUGGUAAAACAUCACUCCUGGAUGUUAUCGCAGGUAGAAAAGAUCCAGCAGGACUGCGCCAAGGAACGGUUCAAGUGAAUGGUAAAACUGUCACUUCUGAACUCAGGCUCAGCUCUGCUUAUGUGGUACAGGAUGACAUUUUGAUGGGCACUCUAACUGUGCGGGAGAACCUUCUUUUCAGUGCCAAUCUGCGUCUUAACCGGAAGCAUUAUUCCUCUGCUGAUAAACAGAAACUAGUGAACUCCAUCAUACAAGACCUGGGCCUUGUGGACUGUGCUGACACUAAGAUAGGAACUGAGUUUCUGCGCGGUGUAUCAGGAGGAGAGAGGAAAAGGUGCAGCAUUGGGAUGGAGCUUGUAACUUCCCCUUCGCUGUUGUUUCUGGAUGAGCCAACAACAGGACUUGAUUCCAACACAGCAAACUGCAUCAUGGGUCUACUACAGAGACUGUCCAGAAGAGGUAAAACUAUAAUCUUCUCCAUCCACCAACCACGCUACUCCAUCUUCAAACAGUUCGACCACCUGACCCUGAUCCAUAAAGGAGAGAUUGUGUAUGCAGGAGCAGCAGAUCAUGCCCUUGAAUAUUUUACUGACCUCGGGUAUCAAAUUGAGCCUUUUAACAACCCAGCUGACUUCUUCCUGGACAUCACAAACGGAGAAGCAAUGUCCACAAAACAAUCACAGAGUGGAGAGGAGGGCUCAAACUGGUUGGCAGCGAAGUACUGUGAGUCCCAGCUGUACCAGAACGUGAUGCAGGAGCUGGACAAUGUGUAUGAACACAUCCCCGAUGUGAGCAACAAAAAUGCUGAGGCAGUCGACUAUGUCACGCCCUUCCUCUAUCAGAUGCGCGUGGUGUGUGGAAGGACGUUGCUGAACCUUUUAAGGAAUCCACAGACAUCUUAUGGCCAGCUGGCUCUUAAUAUAUUUUUUGCCAUUCUGGUGGGACUCAUAUACUACCAGAUGCCCCUGACGCUGCCAGAGGGUUUGCAAAACAGGAGUGGAGCAUUCUUCUUCCUUAUCUUAAACAUGGUAUUUGGGAACCUUUCUGCUGUCGAACUCUUUAUCAACGAAAGGGCAAUCUUCAUUCACGAGAACUCCAGUGGCUAUUACAGAACAUCAGUCUACUUCCUCUCUAAGGUCUUAGCUGAUCUCCUCCCCAACCGCAUCAUCCCAAUCCUUGUAUUUUCAGCCAUCGGCUACUACAUGAUGGGGUUGAAGCCUGCCUUUACUGCCUUUCUCUGCUUUGCUCUCACAAUGACUCUGGUCAGCCUAGCAGGCGUUGGCCUGGCCUUCCUAGUCUCUGCCAGCGUAUCAACAUUUGCGAUGGCUAACAUCCUCAUUGCUCUACCCUUUGUCUUCAUGAUGGUAUUUGGUGGUUUUCUUGUCAAUCUCAACUCCAUGCUGAGCUGGCUGUCUUGGUUGAAGUGGAUCAGUAUAUUCAGUUAUGGGCUUAAUGCUGUAUAUAUUAACGAAAUGAAAGGCCAGAUUUUCUACAGCAACAAAACCAUUUUCCCUGGGGAGCUAUUUCUGGAGAGCAUGGACAUUGACUACUCAGUGUGGGGCUUCUGGCAGAACGAGGUGGCUCUGCUGGGAAUCAUUACUGUCUGCAUGAUCCUGACGUAUGUGCAGCUGCGGCGAAUCAACCGCUGGAAGUGACAAGCUAAUUUUAUCAUCAACUAUCUAUAUUUUAUUGUGUUUUUAUUUAAGUGAU